This is a messenger RNA of Ilex paraguariensis (yerba mate), 944 nucleotides long. The record is from the annotation of a GenBank genome assembly. Lineage: Eukaryota; Viridiplantae; Streptophyta; Magnoliopsida; Aquifoliales; Aquifoliaceae.
CUUUAAUACACUGUACGUACCUUGCUAUAUAGUACCCCCCAACUCAACUCUGCCCAGGAAAAAGGCAAAGAGCAAAGCUUAUUAGGGUUUCCAAGUUUCUCUCAGAGAUCGCAGCAGCGACAGCCAUGGGUGGAGGCAACGGCCAGAAGGCUAAGAUGGCUCGUGAAAAGAACAUGGAGAAAAUGAAAGGCGCCAAGGGAAGUCAGCUUGAUUCCAACAAGAAGGCCAUGACCAUCCAGUGCAAGGUAUGCAUGCAGACAUUCAUUUGCACCACAUCAGAGGUGAAGUGCAAAGAACAUGCUGAAGCAAAACACCCCAAAGCCGAGCUUUCCGCAUGUUUUCCUCAUCUCAAGAAAUGACUUGAAGCUGCAAAACAACUUUAUGAUGUGUUGAAACAUGGUCUCAAUUCUAUCAAUGUGCUGUUCCGGUAUGGUUACUGAGGAAUGUUCCAAAUUGUUGGUUGUUGGCUUGAAACUAUUUGUGGAGUAUGUUCAUAAUAUCACCUACUUCUUCCAUUGAGUACUGUUUCCACCGUAUAUAUAUUUGUUGUAUGGGUAGUCUGAAUGGCUUUUGUUUUGUAUGUUGUUUCAUUAGUUAAUUACUUACCCAAAGCCCGUUGCCCUUUGCCCUUUGCCUGAACAUGCCGCGCGUGCGCGCACAUGCACACAAAAUAACCCAGGUCAACAGCCAUUUAUUUCCCUAGGAAACUUCCAAUUUUGUGGAGAAAUUGAUUUAGGAUCCUCAAUUCCACACUUGGGAUGCCACGUAUGAUGGGAUAUGAUUACGGUGAACUUUUUGGCUUCCAUGUGCAUUGUACCUGUUAUUCAAGCAUAUUAUAAAUGAAAAAUGUUAUUUGGACAUAUUUGAUAUAAUUUAUUGACUUAAUGGCGUAACUUCAUUAAAAUUAUUGAAUAAAUAUUAAAUUUUAAUGUCUGAUGGAGUCC